Molecule: messenger RNA, 1149 nt
Organism: Microplitis demolitor
Lineage: Eukaryota; Metazoa; Arthropoda; Insecta; Hymenoptera; Braconidae
Gene: Noa36
Product: zinc finger protein 330 homolog
Exons: 5
Coding region: 74-1018 (314 amino acids)
Cellular component (GO): nucleus
Molecular function (GO): zinc ion binding
Source: RefSeq, a predicted model, not a curated record
UCCUACACUCAAAUUAUAUUAAAUUUUCGUUUAAUAUUAUUAUAAACAAUAGUAAUAAUAACUUAUUGUUAUAAUGCCGAAAAAAAAGACAGGACAAAGAAAAAAAGCAGAGAAACAAAAAUUACGACAAAAAGAAAUUAGAACUGCUAAAGAUCAAAUAGAUAUCGCUAAAUUCCCUUGCAAUGCGGUUAUGGAAUGUGAUAAAUGCAAUAAAAAACAAAAAAAUCGAGCAUUUUGUUAUUUCUGUUCAAGUGUACAGAGGUUACCAAUGUGCGCUCAUUGUGGAAAAAUAAAAUGUAUGUUAAAAACUGGAGAUUGUGUUGUUAAACAUCCUGGAGUAUUUAUAACUGGUUUAGGAAUGGUGGGAGCAAUUUGUGAUCAUUGUGAAGCUUGGGUAUGUCAUGGUAGAAAAUGUCUAACUGUUCAUGCUUGUAGUUGUCCUCUGGUUGAUGCUGUUUGCCAAGAAUGUGAAAGAAGCGUUUGGGAUCAUGGUGGACGAAUAUUUAAAUGUUCAUUUUGCGAUUGUUUUUUGUGUGAAGACGAUCAAUUUGAACAUCAAGCUUCUUGUCAAGUCCUUGAAGCUGAUAGUUAUAAGUGCCAAUCUUGUAAUAAAUUAGGUCAAUAUUCUUGCUUGAGAUGUAAGACAUGUUAUUGUGAAGAUCAUGUCCGAAGAAAAGGUUUUAAAUAUGAAAAGAAUAAAGCUAUUCCUUGUCCAAAAUGCAGUUAUGAAACAUCACAAACUAAAGAUCUUAGCAUGUCUACACGAAGCCAUAAAUUUGGAAGACAAAAUCAAGCUGGAGCUUAUGAUUCUGAUGAAGAAGGUGGUUAUGGUACUUAUGGAAACUACAGUUCAACACCAGCUUAUGAUGAAGAUGAAGAUGAUGAGGAUUACGAUGAUGGUGAUGACGAUGAAGACGAUGAUGAUGAUGAUGAUGAAGAUGAUGAAGACGAUGAUGAAGAAACGUCUACUGGUACAGACGACGAUGAUAAUAAAAAAUCCGCACAAGCGAAUAAAUAAACUGAUUUAAAUUUAAAAAAAUAAUUACCAUACAUAAAAAAAUAAAUUUGUAUAUUCUAUGUAAAUUCAAUGCAUUAACAUAAAAUAUAAUUCAAAUAAAAAUGUUGAAAAAUCAACAAGUGCACAUUUCA